GUUAUGCCAACCCAGUAGUGCAGCGAUCACGGCUUCUGUCUUUAAUUCAACACGUUUUUAUCAUGGAUUUUACUGGUAUUCUUGAUUCUCUGGAGGACCUGGGAUACCAGGGUCCACUCCUAGAGGAUGGCGCUCUUGAGACAGCUGUGAAUGGUGGGGCUGUGUCUCCAGAGUUCACUAAACUGUGCUCCUGGCUUGUGUCUGAGUUGAAGCUCUAUUGCAAACUAGAGGAGAACGUUCAUGCAACCAACUGUCCGAGCGAAUCUGAGGGGUUUCAGCUGGAGAUGAGUGGUCUUUUAGCUGAGAUGUCCUGUCCAUAUCCUGCGCUCAUCACUGGAGACGUAACCAAGCGUUUGCUGAAUGCAAACAACUGUCUGUUACUGCUAGGCUUCCUGAUCUCAGAGCUGGAGGCCUCCAGGAUGAUCUUGGUAAGCCAGCCCCAGAAGAGGGUGCAGGAGACGGGGGGCAGUAAAGUCUUCGUGGAGCUGAAAGGCAUCUGUAUGGCUCUGGGCAUGUCCAAACCUCCUGCCAACAUAACUAUGUUCCAGUUCUUCAGUGGCAUUGAGAAAAAGCUGAAGGAAGCUUUGUCCAAAGUCCCUCCAUCUCAUAUAGGGGAGCCUUUACUGAAGAAACCACUGGGACCUAUUCAUUGUGAGAAAAUUGAAGCAAUAAACCAAACACUUGUGAAUGAGUAUGAAGUCAGAAGGAAAAUGUUGUUGAAACGACUGGAUGUGACAGUGCAGUCUUUUGGCUGGUCAGAAAGAGCAAAGACACGUGCUGAGAGGCUUACUAAAGUGUACCAGCCUCUUCGUACGGCACUAGCCACUAAGACCAGGGUGUCCGUGGCUCACCUGUUUGCUGCUAGACAAGAUUUAUCAAAGAUUCUGCAAACCAGCAGUGGUCACAUCAGAGAGAAAACAGCUUGUGCGAUUAACAAGGUCUUGAUGGGUCGCGUGCCUGAUCGAGGAGGCAGACCAAAUGAGAUUGAACCCCCACCUCCAGAGAUGCCCACAUGGCAGAAACGCCAAGAUGGUCCACAAGGGGGCGGCGGAGGGCAGCACUACUCUGGUGGUGGUGGGGGAAGAGGUGGAGGACGGGGUGGCUAUGAUCAGCAGCAGGGAGGCCGGGGAGGCCAUGAGAGAGGCGGAGCGAGGGGUGGGAGAGGAGACCACCGUGGGGGUAAAGUUCAGGGGGGCUGGCAGGAAAGCUCUGGUGGAGGCGGAUACCAGGUUCAUUACCAGGAUGGUGGACAUCGAGGAGGUUACGGAGGUGGAGGAAGUGGCAGCUACCAUGGAGGGCAACAGGGAUCAGGAUACCAAGGGGGAGGCUACCAAGGAGGCCAACAAGGACUGGGGUACUCAGGAGGAGGUUACCAAGGUGGCGGAGGGUAUCAGGGCGGAGGUGGGGGUUACCAGAACGAGGGAUAUUUUCAGGAUGCAGGGCGACACCAGGAGAGAAGUGGUAGGGGGGGUCGUGGAGGUAGAGGGAGAGGAGGAGGAAGAGGAGGUGGGCAGGGAGGGGGAUGGAGUGGAAGAGCAGGGCAGAAUUUUAACCAAGGAGGGCAGUUUGAGCAGUUCUUUCAGCAAGGUGGGCACCAGUAUAACCAGGCGGGCUUUGGGCAAGGAAGACAAUAUACUAGUUGAAAGACAGAGACAGUUUCUGCCAACUACGGGUUCAGAGAGGACACAAUUCUCUGAGGGCACGAGACGAGAUGCAGGCCUUGAGAUUCCUGACGAAUGGACAGGCAUGACAUCCCAUUUUCACCUGGUGCCUAAGGGGUCUGCUUUACUGAGAUCUCCUUGGAAUGAACAUAAUGUGCUUUUUUGCAUGUGUACGGUUCAUGGUCUACACGGUUACGCUUCCAACAGACCAUUUAAAUUACUUCACUUAUUUUGAAGUGCGCGAUUGGGUUGCCAAAUAACUCCCAGGGUAAACUUUGUGUUUCUGGGUUUGUGUUCAUCUUCCUCCAUUUGGUAGUUUACAUCGAUUCAGUCUACUGCCUCUUCGUCGCUGCUCUGACUCUGAAUCUGAUAAAGCCUUAUACUAAACAUUAUAGAGAAGUUAUUGAAACAUUUUGUUUGGCUAUUUUCUAGUUUUAUUUAUGGAAGCGGUUCUUUAUGACAUCAUUAAUGUUAUAGAUUUUUCUGUUUAUUAGUUCUCAAUGUCAAUCCUGUUAUUUAAACCAUCAGCACUUGAAUAUUUUAUUUCCUUUCCAAGUGGGAUGUGUUUGUUUAUAAAUGCCAGAUAUUAACAGUUAACCAGCUUGGGUGUUUUCACCAGGUUUGGAAGUAUGGAAAGCCAUACAGCAUUUGAAAGACAUGAAUUUAGAAGUUUUCUGCUGAUUUGGGAAAGAGUGACAGAUCACUUUAAAGGUUUUUGGAUGAUCAAAUAAACCAUAAAAAAAAGUGCUCACUGUUGUAGUGAUGAAUAUUACUAUGAUGUUUUAACAUUAGUAUGGUGUUAUUCACGCUGUGGUGAAACUUGGCAUAGGCACUUAGGGUGGCAGUAGGGUGGCAUGUUCUCUGGGGUGCCACGGGAUCAGUGUUGGUAAGAAACGAUAGCUACUAACUUGACAUUAAACAGAACCAUCAUAGCAGUUCAGCUACAUAGUUUUACAAAAGUCUAGUUUUUCAGACAAUAAGCUAUCUUUCCAUCUCUCUCAUGGGAAUUCCAAAACAAUUAAGUGUAUCGGUUCAUUCUGACUGUUCAUGUAAAUGAACAGAUUAAAAUAAAGAUUCACUUGUAUGUACUGUUGGAAAUUCUAAAUAAUUGUAGUCAAUUGGUUCGUUUCGAUGGUUGUAAUAAACUAGCUCAAGUAAACAAUUUACAGAUUCACUUCAGCCACUGUGGAAGCAAUGUCCCUUUCCAAGAAAUUCAGUCCUCUUUGGAACACUCCUGGGAGCAAUUUUCUAUGUUAACAAGCAGCAUAAAAAAACAGCUCCUAUCUACCUAAAUGGGGAAAGACUAAAAUCUCCAAAGCGGUUGGCCAGGAUUACAAUCAAAGAACAUAUUUGAAAUCAGCAGUUAAAUCUGACAACAUUGGCAUCAUAAAUUGUGCUUCUAUAGCUCAGAUGACACUAAAAAAACUCUAUUUGUUAGGCUGGUCUAGCUAAUGCACAUGUGCGUUCUUGAGUUGACUGACAGGUAACAUCUUUAUCUAAAAGGUUAUUUGGCUCUUUUACAUCUAAGGCAGGACUUCCUUUUCUGCAUCUACUAUAUUGGGUGUUCCAAUUUCUCCCAUUUAUUUUAACACAAGUGGUUUGUCUUGGGCUAUGUGGUCUUUGGUAGAAGUACGUUUUUGGAGCUGUUUAUCACUGUUUUCGACAAAUUAGUGGAUUUUAUUAAUUCUCUGUAGUAUAAAUAAAUGUAAUCAAUUAAGUAUUUUUUAUUUGGUAUGGAUUUAAUGGUUACAUUUAAUGUUGCCACCCUUUUUAAAUGAAUAUUCUAAGUAAAAGAAAUGGCUGGUUCAAUACAAGUUAAGCUCAAUUGAUUACUACAAAAUGUAUUUCAACUCGUCCCUCCUUUUCUUUACAUUUGUCAUUUUUUUUUUUUAAAUGUCAACAAAACCUAAAAUCCUUAAACAACUGUAAAAAAUAUGAUUUAAACAACUUUACAGCUCAAAUAAUACACCAUUUUAAUUUUUUUUAUAUAAAUGUAAGUGCUUUUAUAAAAUUAUAAGCUUCACAUUUCUGCUUUUAAACCCUCCAAAAAUUAGCCCCAUUCACUUCCAUUGUAAGUGUCUCACUGUAACCUUGAUUUUUGCUUUUUUAAAGAAAAGAUAGGAUGGGUUUAAAUUAAUUGUUGUGAUAAUCAACAUUAUGCCACAAAUGCUGUCAAUUGAUCUUAACUUGUGUUGAACCCGGAAUAUUUCUUUAAACUCAAUUGACAGCAUUGUGAAAUAAUGUUGAUUACUACAAAAAAUUUGACCUUUAAAAAAAAACAAAAAACAAAAAAAAAAACAAAUCUGGGUUAAAGUGAGGCCAAUCUGUAAACAUUAAAAUACUCUAGCCACAAUUUUUAAACAAUAUGAUUGUUAACGUGAUUUUAGUAUGAUAUAACUUCUUACUAAACCUUUCUGUGUAAUGUUAUAUCCAAUUUUUCUAUUUCAUUGCUAUGACAAUGUGACACCAUAAACCCUAUUGUACCAGUACAUGACGACAUUACAGCUAAGGUAAUACAUAGGCCUAAGUCUUAACAGAAGAAUUAAUGUAAGAGCUUUUAUAAAAUUAUAAGCUUAACAUUUCUGCCUUUUAAUUCCUCCAAAAAUUCCAUUGUAGCUUAAGUGGCUCAUUGUAACCUAAAUUUUUGCUGUUUUUAAAGAAAAGGAGGGACGAGUCCAAAUAAUUUUUGUGGUAAUCAACAUUAUGGCACAAAUGCUGUCGAUUGAGCUUAACUUGUAAAAAAACUUUGUACGGAAUAUUCCUUUAAUGUCACCAGUUGUCAUUGUUUAUUUGCCAGAUACACUGAGUAGAAGUAAUAUAUAUCAGUUGUAUAGUUAUAUCUUAUUACAAACAUUUUGUUGUCUUUAGGUAUGUUAGAGGCCAGGGGGUUCUUUAGCUGUGUAUGAAAUUACUUAGACAUAGUAUUUUACGUGUGGUUGAUAAAUAUACAGUAUGUCCACAUGAGGGCGAUGUACAUCAACAAAAUGUAUGUGGUGCUAAUGAUUUGUUCAAAGAGUAGCAGAAUGAUCAGAGUUUAUUUGCAGUCAUUUGGAAACAAGAGUUUAAAUCAGAUAUUGUAUUGAUUUUGUAAGACUGACAAUUAAAGUUUUGAAUAGCUUAGUCUGUGCAAGGUUAGUGUGUUUAUUAAUAGGUUUUCCCAUUAACAGAAAAGGGAAGAUUGGAGUGCAUUGGAGAAAUUAUGAGACAUAUUUGUACAAGUGAAGUUCUUCAAAGACAUCAUUCCAGUUAAAGCAGAUUAUAAACCUCUAAAUCUAAAUCCAAAUAUUCUAAAAAAUACACUAUAAAUAAUUUUAAAAUAAUCAUUGAACAUUUACAUUUCUGUCAGAAUUGAUAGAUACACUUUUUUCAAGCUAAAUUACGUAAGUAAAUAAAAUAUCCUCCUAAAUAAUCCAGUCAGUAAAAGUCCCUUGAUGUUUAAUAUUCAGUUUUGUGGGUCAAGCUUAUUUUCACUGGCACCCCUGAGACCCUGAGAUGACCUGCUCACUGCACAGACAACCCGAUUUCAUCCUUAGAAACAUAAAUUAGCAUGCUUAAAAUUUUGUAGAUAUAUUGAAGUUCAAAAUAAGAAGCAAGAACCACCUUGUGAAUAUGAAGAAAGAUAUUGUCUCAAAAUUCAAAAUUACUUUGAAAUGUCAAAUGGAAAAGGUUGAGAUUCAGUCUUUUUUUUUUUUCUUAUAACAGUAGAAAAAUAAACAUUUCCUCAGGUAGACCACACAUGAACCACAAACAUGAUCAGAAACAUUCAUCUCAUUACAGUCAAUACAAGGUUCGACUUUUUAUGAUUCAACAACAGUCAUCAUUUUUUAUGUCUGUUUUUCACAUUUUAUAAUGUAAAAAAUGUUUGUCAUAAAAUUCUGGUGAUCCAUUUGUCAGUGCUUGUCAUACCCCAUGCAUCAAAUAAUAUGUGUGCUCAGUGGUUAAGUCUAUGAGAUUUAGAACCUACCUAUAUAAGGUUCUGGAAUGCCAGGGCUCUGGGAAUCAUAAGCCAGUCAUGAAACCGUGAGUGUUAAUAUUGUGACCCCAAAAUCACAUUACAUCUCUACUAAAUCCAUAACUGACAAAUGCAUCUAAUCCUAUGGGCUUAAAAACCACAGUUUUUCGUAUUUGAUAUACCUGUAUGGUUACUGACUCUUUCUCACAUACUGUACAUUAUCUGCAGAGACGAUCAUAUCAGGCCUGUCCCGUCUGAGCUUUUCUGUGUCUCACUGAGCUGAGAUGUCUGUCUGACCUUCCCCAGGGGAUCUGGGUGUAAAACUCAUUUCAGAACAUAUGGUGCUGAAGGACGCUGAACUCUGUGUUGCCUUGACGAUGGACUAGCCGCCCAACUAAAUCGUCUGAUGCU
This is a messenger RNA of Myxocyprinus asiaticus (Chinese sucker), 6024 nucleotides long. Its product is annotated as protein FAM98A-like. Gene Ontology annotation, cellular component: tRNA-splicing ligase complex. Lineage: Eukaryota; Metazoa; Chordata; Actinopteri; Cypriniformes; Catostomidae. The transcript has 8 exons. The record is from RefSeq and is a predicted model, not a curated record. The coding region runs from base 63 to 1643 and encodes 526 amino acids.